Molecule: messenger RNA, 1467 nt
Organism: Trypanosoma grayi
Lineage: Eukaryota; Euglenozoa; Kinetoplastea; Trypanosomatida; Trypanosomatidae
Product: putative periplasmic protein
Exons: 1
Coding region: 1-1467 (488 amino acids)
Biological process (GO): intracellular signal transduction
Source: RefSeq, a predicted model, not a curated record
AUGCGUGACGCUGCGGAGCUUUCCAUUGUCUGUCUUGGGACAGGCAAGGGCGCCUCGAUGGUGUACGACGGGGGCUGCAGCCCUGGCUACGUGCUUUGCAGCGAUGGCCGCCCGCUUGUGCUCUUCGGCGCUGGCUAUGGCGUGACGAGGCAGUGCCUCCGCUACUUUGGCGCCAUUCCUGAGAGCAUUUUUGUAUUUUCAAACCGUUCGCACAUGUCUGCCGAGCUCCCUGUCAUCAUUGCGGUGGAGAGCCAUAAAGGGAGGCGCCUCCACAUUGUGGCUUCCGUGGAUGUGGUGCACCGCCUCCGCGAGCAUCGGCUGGCGGAGGUGCGCUCAAGAAUAGACUUCAGCGCACCUGACGAGAACAGCGUGUGCAAGUUUGUGGCGCUGCGGGACACCACCUGCCCGCCUGCUGCGCACCCGUCUCCGUACUACUUACCCGGUACCUCCGAAAUUUCCCUCGUCGCGUUCGACACACCAGCAACGGAGGCUUCUUGUGGCGUUGUUGUGCUGCACCAUGGCGUUCCAAUGGUGGUACUGACAGGUGAUUGCGCCUACAAUGCAGAGCGGCACCAAAAGAUUCUCCGCAUGGCUCCUGUUGUGAUUCUCGACGCACGGAAAAAGUCUUCCCUUGAUCACGCUGGUUUCGCCGAUAUUAUUAGCGCUGUGGAGAAUUGUGGUGGCGUUCCCUCGAGGGUCUUCAUUGGGCAGUACGGUCAGCCGUGGGAGGCGCCGCCGGUGCUGCGGGACAUUGCAGUCGCCCCCAUUGUGGAGGGUGCUGUUGUGGUGCUAGGGGAACAUCCCUCUCUCGCGGACGCGGAGGACGCAUUGCGUUCCAUUUCGUAUCGUUCUCACCGUAGCAAUGCCGAAGUGCCAUCGGAGUGCCGUCCAACAAAAGUGUUCGUGAUUAACAACGACUCUCCUGAUCUCCCACCGGCCCUCGUGAUGGCCCAACACUUCCGCACAAUGGCUCAAGUUAAACAGCGGAUAUCUGAACUUCUUCAUAUGCGUCCGGUUGGGGAUCUCUUCUGCGCGGAGACAGGGCAGAAGCUUCGAGACAUCACACAGUUUACCCAUGGUAUGCGGGUUGUGGCUACGCGAAGAGGGGGUCGCCCGUUUGAUACUCCAGCACCUAGCGUGGACGAGAAGCAACACCGCGCUCUUGUGGACCAUAAACCGAUGGGAAACACCUCAUCUUCGGUUGGAUUUGAUGAUUACAUGCAGCGGGCGAGCCGCGCCCUUGGAAGAACUAUGGGCUAUGAAGGAGCCACGAAUUCCACUGCUGUUGUUGCAGAACCUUCCAGGGAUGUGCCAGACACAUUUAUUGAUUCGCUGUCAGCUAAUGGUGCGGAUGUGUCUCCCAACACGACUUCAUCGGCAGAACAGCCAGAAGAGCAGACACAGCGUGGCGACUCAAAUACCAGCACAGGGGGUCUUUGCUUGCGGUUUACCACGUUGCGGACAUAG